AUGGCAGCCACAGAGGACUUCCAGCGGGCGCUGGACCGGAUUGCGCAGCACCUGGCGCCAGAGAGCGAGGCGACGUCGCAGGCGGCGGCGUCGGUCACGAUCACGCUGAUGCUGCAGCAGACCCGCCUGCCUGCAGACCUGGGCCCCAUCACCGCACGCCUAGCCAGCCUGUUGGAGGCUGGGGAGCUAGCUGUGCAGAGAAAUGCGGCGGCAGCCUUGUCAGCAUGUCUGGAGAGCAGCGACACGCCGGUGGUGGCCUGCAUAGAGAACCGCGUGGCUGAGCGUGCGGCUGCACUGCUGGAGGGCGGCGCGGAGGAUGGCAGCCUGGUGCUCAACCUGCUGGUGCUGCUGGGCACGCUGGGGGAGGCCAGCGAGGAGACGGCACAGCUGGUGCUAGAUGCCGGCGGGCCGCAGCAGCUGCUGCGCCAUGCGGAGUUGCAGUGCACCGAGCAGCUGCAGGAGGCGGCGGUGGAUGGCUGCUGCAAGCUGGCCGCCAGCAGUGCCGCCGCCAAGGAUGCGAUGGCGGCGGCGGGCGCCCUGCCCCGUCUGGCCGCGCUGCUGCUGGGCGGCGGCGAUGGCGGCAGCGGCAACGGGAGCGGGAGCGGGGCCGAGGUGCGCGUGCGGGCGCUGCUGUGCCUGGGCAUGCUGGUGGGCGGCUCCCCGGAACGGCAGCUGGAGCUGGCGGGCGUGCCGGGCGCCGUGCCCGCCCUGCUGCGCCUCAUGCGGCAGCAGGAUGACCACGACUGCCAGCAGAUUGCGGGGGGGCUGUUUAAAGAGCUGGCCGGCAACGCGGAGGCCAAGGGCGCCAUCGCAGCGGCGCUCAAGGAGCAGCAGGCGGCAGACGCCAGCGCCAAGUUUUUGUGA
Chlorella variabilis is the source of this 864-nucleotide messenger RNA. RefSeq lists its product as hypothetical. Bases 1 to 864 code for a protein of 287 amino acids. Lineage: Eukaryota; Viridiplantae; Chlorophyta; Trebouxiophyceae; Chlorellales; Chlorellaceae. The record is from RefSeq and is a predicted model, not a curated record. Gene Ontology annotation, molecular function: protein binding. The transcript is spliced from 3 exons.